AUGUGUAUAUUGUAUGAGAGACGGUCUCAUAUACGUGCCCGAUACAAGAAAACACGCUGGCUCAAAACGAUUUUGGGCCACGAUCGAGCGCAGCACGAGGCCGCCGCCAUUGAUCGAGCGCAACGCGAGGGCGCGGCCAAUGGAUUGCUUCGGGAGGAGCGAUACUGCGAGGCGCUGAGGGCGUCAUUUGCCAUCCUCGCCAUCGAUCCGUGGAGCAUCGAGGCAAUUCUUGGCACGGCGCGAUCCCUCAUCGGCCUGGGCGAGUACGAGCAUGCAUGCGCUACCCUGAGCACGGGAAUGGAGGCCACGGACAGCUCCAGCCACGAAAUGGUGGAGCUCCUCGCCGUCGCGGAGCAGCUCAAGGCACAGUCCACCACCGGCGACUUCGAUCAGCCGCUGCGCGCCUACUUCUCCAGCGCCGCGUUCCGGACCGAGAGUGCACGAGCCGGCGGGGUGUCGGACGGCGCCUUUGUGUUCUCCGAGAUUCCGGUGCCACCAAUGGCGGAGUUCCUGGGCGAGUUCCAGUGCGCGCCCUCCACACUCCAUGGCCGGGGCUUGUUCGCGACCAAAGAUCUGGAAGCCGGAGAUCUCAUCUUCGCCACCAAGCCGAUCGCGAUUGCCAGGGGCGGAGCAUCACUCAAGCAGGCCGUCCUCGAGAAAGCAAAGAUGCCAAGGGUGGCGGAACUACUUCAGUAUCUUCCAGGCGGGAACAGCGCCGCGGCCUCCCUCCCCGUGAGCUUGCUCCAUCCCUCUGGGAACCUGGAAGACUACCUGGAUGAUGAUGAUGGCCACGAAGAGGCAGCAGGGCUGGAGAGGGUGGUGGACGCUUACAUGGCUGCCGGGCACAAGUCCGUGUGCCCGGACAACGUCUUGUGGCCGCUGUUGACGCUCAUCAACCACAGUUGCAUACCGAGCGUCACGCUCCGGGUCGUCGGGACUACCCUCUUCUGCAGAGCUGCCAGGGAUCUCAAGGCGGGCGAGGAGCUCCUGGUGAGCUACUAUGGCGGGAGUCUCAAGAGCAGGCUCACGUCACUCAUCUGGCCGUCGAGGCCCGAGGACAUCAUCGUUUGCAAGUGCCGGAAGUGCGAGCUUGAGACGAAGAUCCCGGUGCUGUAUCCUUACCCAGGCUUUGGCAAAUGGAUCCAGAGGGACGACGUGGAGCGGAUGUGUUUGAUGGAAGAGUUUGUGCUCCAUAACGAUUUCAGCUCCGAAGACAAGCAAGUGGUCCGGUCCGGGUUUGCGCGGCACUACUACACUGGAGGCCGGCCUUGCGUCUACGUCCGAGUUCCCACGGCGGAGGUGGUCAUGGAGGCCGUGCUCCGGUAUGGCUGCACCGGCGGCUUCAACUCGUGCCUUGGCUUGCAAUCGCGGCUGCUACGACACGCCACCGACAAGGCAGCCGCAAGAGAGCUCUUGCUCCAGUCUUGCAUCACGCACUUUGGUCAGGCGCUGGCGCGCGAGCUCCUUGUCCGUGUCGAGUAUGGCCUUGGUCACUUCUAG
Molecule: messenger RNA, 1500 nt
Organism: Selaginella moellendorffii
Lineage: Eukaryota; Viridiplantae; Streptophyta; Lycopodiopsida; Selaginellales; Selaginellaceae
Exons: 2
Coding region: 1-1500 (499 amino acids)
Molecular function (GO): protein binding
Source: RefSeq, a predicted model, not a curated record